UCGGCGCUCGCUUUUUUAUUUUUUUUGUGAAAACGAGGUCCGAGGAAAAUUACAUUGUUGACAAAAUGGCGGAGUCGCGGGAAAAUACUCCACGCAGUUUGAUCGGGAAAAAACUCGAAGUGAAAUGUAAUGACAAUGUUGUUCGGGAAGGUUUCCUAUAUACGAAUGACCCACAAACUAAUAUCCUUGUUCUUGUUAAUCGAAUUGUUUUAUGUCAAGAAACCGCGUCAAUAACGGCGGAAGAUGGUUGUAAACUUUCUCAAAGUUACCCCGCGAAUCCAGAGAACAAAGAUACCAACAAUGUUGCCGUAACAGAUUUCAAGUCUUCACAAAAGCUAAAAUUCGAAUUUAUAAUGGGAGAUGCUUAUGAAUGUGUGAAAGAUAUACACAACGAUUCUGAUGAUCAAAUAUGGGCAAGUAUUCAAGAAACUUUACUUCGAAUGAUUGAGAGAAAAGAAAAUUGUACACCUAUAAAUUCGCCCGACACCAAAGAGAAGUUGGAAGUGAUUACAGAGAGACUGGAAAAGCAUCACGUACCUUAUAAAGUCGACAAGUUUUCCAUCGAGCUUUUUGGUGGUCUUGUUAAGAUUGAACCACCAUAUAAUAAAAAUUCAUGCUUUAGUCGCAACCCAGUUGUUUUAGACAAAAUACGAAACCUAAUUGAAACAGAAAGUAGAGAUGUUGAAAUGAUUUAAAAAACUGUGAUCAUUUAUGUCAAUUAAAUUCUGUUUUAUUAUUUCAUGAAGCUAUAUUUUACAUAUAUAUGCAUCAAUUAUCUUUUCAUGUACCGUAUAUGCUUAUACAUUGUCAGAACUUUUCUUAAUGAUAAUAAUAAUAAUAAAUUUUUUUAGAGCACACAUACAAAUAAGAAAUUAUCUAUCUAUGGAGCUUUACAAUGACAAAGUUUAUAACUAGUUUAAAAUUGCAUGGAUCAAUUUACUGUGCUUCAAUGUCAAUACACUUGCAAAGUAUGCUGAACUAUCAAAUUUUUAGAUUUUAAACCUUAUCAUUAACCGUGAUCCUUGAUCAUAAAGUUGGUGCAGCGAGAAUGUUACUUCCACACCCUCUUUCUGUCCACUUCUGGUGUUAGUGGGUCAUCACCUAACCCCUGUUCGUUUAAAUCACCUUUUAUUUGAUAGACCCUUUUUUUUGGCUUUGAAUUGAAUAGUUCUUGACUAUGUGUGUCGUUAGAAUCAAUUGUUUGAUCAUUUUACCAAAAGUUCAAGAAAAGAUCAGAUUUUGACUUUGAUUUUGACUUUGAUUUUGACAAAACCAUGAAAGUUGCCAAAGAAAAGUGGCUAAAAACAAGACAAGAAUACAAGAAGAGCAACUCAUUUGCCUCAUCAAUGGUUGCUGUUGUCAAAGUUUCGAACAACAAAGCCUGUUACAUUCAGAAACUGGAUGCUGCUAACAUCUAUGUCCUUCCACAUGUUUGCAUAUUUGUUCCAACCAGUUGGGUGUUAUCAACUUAAAUUUUUGCUCAAAAGAGUUUUCUAUGAGCAUUAGUAGACAUAGGACUUGGUAGAUAAUGGUUUGAUAUUGCAAUAUUUGUGUAAAUUAUAUAUUUCAUUUUCUCAAUGGCAAAUUGACUUUAAAAAAUUUUUUAAAAACUUAUGCUCUCUUUGCUUCUUCUUGUGUUAGUAGGUCCCUGCCUAUCUCUGCUAAUUUUACAAAACUGUAACUUUGUUUCUGUACUAAAAAUGGACUGAUGCUGUUUGUAAGUCAAUCAACAUAUUUUAUCUGAUAUAUUGUUGGUGUAUUUAAGACAUUUUUGGUAGAUUUUGGGAAAAUAGCCAAAAAGCCAGAUUGCAGUGGAAUGUUGAAGCAAAUUUAGCCUUAGCUCUUCCAGUUAGUAAGGUGGAAAGAGUGAACUAUUUGGGAACAGCAUUGUUUGAGAAUGAUUGUCCUCCCUUCGCCUCUGUUACUUUGAAGAUUAGUCUACAAGUAGACAUUCACGUGAAAAGUACUUUUAAAAGAACAAAGAUUCGAAGCUUAGCAAAAUGCUGUAAUAUUUCCGAUAAUUUCCCAAGUUAAGUGCAAGAAAAUUUAAUUUCAUGUCGCUUUAUGGUAAAUUUUAGGGUCGCUGUUAACAGGAAAACACACUUGAAAUGAAAUGAAGGCGACUACCAUAAACAUGGCAUUUCCCAUUAUGCGCCAGUUAGGAGCCAAUGACUAUUCUCCCAAAAAUGAAGAAAAAAAGGAAGCAAACACACUUUUGGUCAACACGUACAAUAAUCGAGAACAUUCUAGGAAAUUAACAUUUCAGCAACGAAUUUCAUGGGUGCCCACGACACACAUCAAACUGAAAAUUUAUGACCAUGAAGAAGCUUGAAUAUGAAUUUAAAGAGGGGUCGGCAACAGAUGAUAAAGUGCACAAUUUACACUGAAUACGCAACUUUGGUUGCAACAGGCACUCAGUGGCAACUGAAACUUGGGGGUACGUGAGCAACACCGUGAAGUAGGUUUAUGGAGAAGCUCUGGAUGGGCUCACAACAUUGGGGCCCGUUUUUGGCAAAAAUUUCCUUUUCGCAAAUUUUGAAGGCAAUCAAUCGACCAGAUAUGCCAAUUAAAACUGGCAACUUGAAGCAAAAGGAGGUUUGUUUGCAGCCAAUCCCACUAUACAUAAGACAUGAUUCACACAUGAUGUGAUUUAAACAUGACAAUAUUCAAACAAAGAAAUUUCAAGAAAAUUUUUCAUUUUUUCAAGAAUUUUAAAGAAAGCGUUUCCCAUCUAGAAUUUCCCAUUUAGAAUGUCGCCAAAUUGCUUGCUUCAACAUUUGCUCUUAUCAAACACUCCUGAAAAUAAGUUUUUACAUUUUCUUUAUUUUUAGCUUCCAUAGUAACAUUAUAAAUGUGUAUUUUCAAGCUUCAUUUAAUUGAAACCAAUUUUCCUCUCUUAAGAAUCAAGAUGUAAAUGCUGAGUGAGGUAAGUGCAAGGUUCCUGGCACCAAAUAACCUGACAUCGAAUAACCUGACACCAUGAGAUUUUUUAUGGCUGCGAUGAUUUUUUUUCCUUUUUUCACCGACACCACUUGAAGGUGAUUUUUUGUCAUACUGAUAUACUUAUUGCAAGUAUUAAAUGACAAAAGUAUAUAAGGAAAGAAAUAAUCAUUCAUUCAACACCUAAUUGGCAAAUAUAAUUAAAUGUGCAAUAUGCAAAUAUUUUCACUUAUUUGAACAACAGCAAAUUUUAAUUUUUAUGCAAUAAUUAAGUGCCUUGGUACAUGCAUCUUUUUUAUGUGAUUGUUCUAAAAAACAGAGCUUUUAAACCGAGUUACAACAAGCUUUGAACAGUUCAGGCUUUCACUUAUAAAGCAGAGCUAUGCUAUGCAACUAAUGAAGAACAUUGGCCUCGUCAAGCUCUGACGUCAGGUUCCAAUUAAUCGUCGUUGCCUAUCAAUCAGGUUCCAUUUAAUCUGACGUAUGAUACAUAUAGCCAUUGCAGUAUAAUUUCUUCAGAUUAAAUCAGCAUUGAUUGUCGAAGCACACGUUGAAAAAAUGGGAAAUUUACUCACGAAAAACAAAGUUUCAGCUUUCUCUGAAAGUAAAAAGUCCGGAUCGAGAAAUUUGAAUAAAUCGAACAAACAUUGGUAUCGAGGUUUGUUUUGCUGUGGUGAAAGCGCAGUGACAGUCGAUACAUUAGCAACGCAAAAGGUACAGCAGCACGCAAGUAAACAUAAAGAAUCUAGCAAAGAAGUAAAGCAAUAUGGUUCACGUAUCCAGCAUGCUGAAAAAUGCAUCGAAGACGAGGUUGAUUCUUUAAAAGAAUUUGUUCUUGCUAAACCAAGGAAGCUUCAAUUGCCUUUUGACAAGGCUCCGUUGCCAAAAAGUGGAGAAGAUGAAGAACUGAAAAUAAUCAGACAUGGAAUUGUUGUCAAGACCGGCGAAGAUGGUCAUGCACGGGCUGUUGCAUUUAACGUUGAGCUAUUGGAAGAAGAUUUACUCGGCAGACCACAAUCCAGAAUGGCAAUGGGCCAUCAAGCAAAUAGACCGAGAAGACAGUGUAACAGAUUGCCAGAGCUGCCUGCCAUCACCAAGGAAGAUAUAAAGAGAAAGUGAGUAAUGAUACAUUUCUUGUUUGGAACUACUUUGUUAAAAAUAAAGUUUUGAUAUCUAUAGACUUCUAAAGUUUUAAAGUUUUGAUGAGAAAAGCAUUUGUAUUCUAGAUUAUCACAAGCCAUGGAGAGAAAGGAUGUUCUUCUGAGAGAUAGAACUCAAAGGCUCAGACAAAGAGCCAUCCUCUCAAAAGAGAUGCUGCAACGGCUUGAGGCAGAGAAACAGCGGCUUUUGCAAGAGAGGAUAGAGGGCAAGGAAAGAAAGGCUGCAGAGAAGAAGGAGAGAUUGAGAAUAAAAAAGCAAAGAAAGGCAGCUAAUCAAACCAGACUAGUCGAGAAGGCACAAAGCAAUGCAGCCGAGAGAAGGCGACAAAACUGCCGAAAUACUGAGGAAAAACUGAAAGCAAAGAUAAAAUCUGCGAAGGAAAAUAAGAAAGAGGUAAUGCAAACGCAGGAGAGAAAGCUCAAUUUGCACAGAUACAAGCAGAUUAAAGCAAAAUUAAUAAAGAUGGAAGAAGAGGACAGAAAGUCUACUUUUCAGAAAGGAAGUGAUGACAACAGCAAUGUCACAUUCAGUCUCCCUAUGCAUCUGUUCAGUAAGGAAAAGAGAGAAAAGGCAAGAAUGUCAAGGUUACCAGGUGAAAAGAGAGAAAAGUUCGAAGAGGAGUCGUCAGAGAACAUGGCAAAGAUUGAGACAUAUGUUGACAAUUCAAAACAUCCUUUUGAGGACAAUUCCGAGAGUGAUUCAGAGGAUGCGUUUUGGGUUUGCUGAAUGAAUUGAAGAUUUUAAUCAGGGGACUGAAGAAAUCAGGCAACAGACUUGCCGAGCAAAACUUAGGGUAAGUAAGGAAUGUCAAGAGUUGGCCCAUCACUCAGCUUGGAUGUCAUUAUAAUGAACUGUCAUUUGCUGUCAUCUCAAAUCAAAUUUGAUGCUAUUUCAAGUUCAUUGGCAUAAAGCAUUGAUAGGGGAGAUAGAGGAAUGAACUCAAAUGACCAAGAAAUAGAACAUCACUAAGGAGAGAACUUGUAUUUAUUUUUACAAUUGGGCAUAAUAUUGUCAAAUGCAAAUGCAGACGUAACUAGAAGAGAGCUAUAAAGGUUUAAUUGUGAUGAUAGCAAUACAAAGCUGCUUAUUGAGGGACUGCAAGCUCGAUCUAAACUAGAGCCAGAGGCUAUUGAAUAUUUUUGUCAAUAAAAGUGCUUCAAAUGAAUCAAGUAUAAGCACGAGUAGAAUGGAAAUGUAGAUUUGUUUAUUAACGAUUGAUAUAUAUUUUCCCGUAAAAUUUUUGUUUCUAUGUCCAUGUAUGUUACCCAAACAGGUCAAAUUUCUGACACUAUUGUCUGUCAGUAGUCAAGAGCCAUUAUAGAAGUUUGGUUGGAUAAAAUCCAGAUGGCGUUUUGACGCGAUCAAAUUGUUGUCCUAGAAAGAUUUUCUUCCCUCUUUUGCUCAUUUGGUAGUCAAUACACUCAUUUUUUAAAAGAAACUGGCUAUAAGAAGCGAGUACUGGACAAUCAGAAAAAAUUAAGAAACUUCAGUACUCGAAGCAAAUAAAUUAAGAAACUAUUAAAUCGUGAUAAAACUUAGAACAGCGAAAUUUUGUAAAAUCCAAGAACAUGAUUGCCCUGUUGACCUAGAACUUAAGACACAAGGGAAAAAAAUAUACUUCUCACGUCUAAAUACAGCACCAGAAAACGGAAGCGAAUCUCUUGACGUGAUAAAAAGGUCACGAACAUUUCAUAACGUCAUUCAUGACAUCGUGAAUAGGAAACUCUUAGGAAAUAAUGAGUAUUGAAAUUUCCAGAACACUAAGAAACUGGGGUACUCAACAUCGACCUUUGUUUCUUAGAAAAAAAACUGAGUGUAGACGACAAUUGAACUUAGGACACAUUUUCUUUCUCGUUCAAAUUAUCACAACAAUUUGCAUUUCUCGCAAAAACUUGUUUAAAAAGAUCCUUGUCUUGUUUAGAAAAUUUUAUUUAAAACUAAUACAUUUUGCUGUUCGAUUGUAUAUGAUUCUUUGUCACACUGCAUUCUUUGUUUGCUCAACCUGAUUAACUUCACACGACCAUCUUAUUUGUUAAGUCUAUGAUCAUAAGACCCCCUUCAACUGGGAUUGCGGCGUGAGACCCCUUUUAACUUUGCAGAUUCGGCUUUAUUUACUUCUUGCUCGGGAAACUUGAUAGUUGGCU
Messenger RNA from Rhopilema esculentum, 6245 nucleotides. The record is from RefSeq and is a predicted model, not a curated record. NCBI's taxonomy places the organism in Eukaryota, Metazoa, Cnidaria, Scyphozoa, Rhizostomeae, Rhizostomatidae.